Molecule: messenger RNA, 3248 nt
Organism: Austrofundulus limnaeus
Lineage: Eukaryota; Metazoa; Chordata; Actinopteri; Cyprinodontiformes; Rivulidae
Product: beta-1,3-galactosyltransferase 2
Exons: 3
Coding region: 253-1587 (444 amino acids)
Biological process (GO): protein O-linked glycosylation
Cellular component (GO): Golgi membrane
Molecular function (GO): N-acetyl-beta-D-glucosaminide beta-(1,3)-galactosyltransferase activity
Source: RefSeq, a predicted model, not a curated record
CAGCCAAGUCAAGGGAGCUAGAAGUUAAAUUAAUAUUUUACAUCAGAAGAAGUGAUCAUUUUGUAUUAAGAGGACUUUGUGUUUUGUUUUUUUGUUUUUAAAUCAGUAGAUUGAGAUUUUAUUGAGACAAAAUUAUAAAACUUUUAUAAAACAAUCUAAAAUGUUAGUGAGUUGUUCUCUAAAGCUUUUGGCAGAUUUUCAAAGCUCCACCCUUAAAAAGUAAAGUCAUCUCUUUUUUUAACAUGUACCUGCAUGUCUUCCUUCAAACAGGAAGCGAGGCUGAGCUGUGCUGAAGAGUUACACAAGAAGCUCCUGAAAUCUGAGACUUUCUUCGGCCGUUUUGCUAGAAAACAGCACUUUAUCGAUGAGUGUCUUGUUGUUACAUCCUUUUUUAUUCUUUUAUAUUUAUUUUAUUUAUUAGUCUCAUGGUCCAAGGAUCAGGCAACAAAGUGCAGAGAGACUGAGAUGGUGAAUUGGAAACGCUGUCGGUGGCUCAGAGCUGAUUUGCACCAUUCUGUAAGUGCUUUUACUGGACAUCUGUGGUUGUUCAUAAUCAAAGUUUUGAUGGACAACAGAAAGCGGCUAAAGGAAGUGUUUGCCUUUGCACUGGUGAUGGUGCCAGUGAUGGUCUUUGUAAUAUAUUUCAAUGCUGAGAGACAGACAAAACAUUGGAGGAGUCCAGUAUAUAGAAAAUCAAAGCUGCAUCAUGAUCCAUGGGAGGCUCCGUCACCUGAACCUCACUGGGAGGACCCGGGACCGUAUCACGUGGCCUAUCCACGGAACUACAAAUUCAUCACAGAUGACACUCAGACAUGUAAAAACACCACUCCGUUUCUGCUCUUAAUGAUUCCUGUUUCUCCCAGUGAUUUGAAAGCCCGGUCUUUGAUCCGAAGGACGUGGGGAAAGGAGAAAAUGGUUCUGGACAAGCUGGUCGAGACAGUCUUUGUAGUGGGCCUGUCUGGGGAAAAUGGUGCUCAGCAGGAGAGACUGAAACAGGAGAGCUUGCAGUACCAUGACCUCAUUCAGAGCAACUUCCAGGACAGCUAUCGCAAUUUGACCAUCAAGACUAUGGUCAUGCUGGAGUGGCUGUCAAAGUACUGUUCCAAAGUUUCCUAUAUUCUAAAAAUCGAUUCAGAUGUGUUGCUGCAUGUGAAAAAUUUGGUGGAACUUUUGCUUAAUCCCAAUACACCCAAACAAAACUACAUGACUGGUUUGGUCUGGUGGCACAGCCCAGUUUUAAGAAGUCGAUUCAACAAAUUUUACAUGCCCAUAUCUGUUUUUCCUGAGCCUGAGUACCCCCCCUAUCCACUGGGAUUUGCAUACGUCAUGUCCAUGGAUCUCCCUCCCAAAAUCCUAAAUGCCUCACUUCAAAUUAAACCCAUCUUCAUUGAAGACGCCUACCUGGGCAUGUGCCUGAAGCACCUGGGUAUUUCUCCCACCAACCCCCCUGACGAGACGAUGUUUCUUGUGAACCCUCGGCAUCUUCUAAGCAGCUGUAGCCUCUCCAAGUUGAUUGCUACGACGACGACGAGUGUUUCACAAAUGAACUGGUACUAUGUCAUGAUAAAAAAAGGGGUUCGGUGCUGAGUUUUUUUUUUUUUUCAAAUGUUCUCAGUGGGGGGAGCAAAUAUUUAGUUUUUCAUUGGAUCAAUGAGGGAAUCAUGUAGCUGAUGCAAGUAAUUCAUGUCCUUGUGGACAACAUGGGACUACUUUUUCAUUUCUGGUCAAGAUGGAGAAACAUUACACUUCUGAAAAUGUCUGUUGCAUUAUGCACAAAAAGCAGUAGCAAGCAGGCACAUUUUAUGUAAAGUAAUUGCCUGAGUCAAAUGAGUGCUUUCAACAGAUGAAUAACACUUUUACUGUUUGAUCAACCCAGCAAGAUGAAAUGGUURAAUGUGGUUUGUUUUGUACUUUUGUUUUGUACUUUUGAGUUUCUAGGAGUGCAGAAAAGUUAAAUUUAGUCUUCCUCAGUGCUGCACAGAUAGUUUUGCAUUAUUUUUUGAUCAUAUUUGCUCAGCCCGUUCAGUUUUCUCUAUUUUCUGUGRCGUUUUCUGAACUAUCACGCCAAAUUAUUUGCGACAGAACUGCCAUAAGUUUUGGACUUAUGAACUAUAAUUUGAUCAUCUUCAUUCUCCUCUGUCUCUGGGUCAGACUUAUGCGCAUGUAAGAUUGGAUGGACAAGUCUUCCCUUGUUGACAUCUUUUGAUUAAUUUGUAAAUUAAAAGUUUCUGAGUAGCUAUAURGUCAUGAACCCCUCUAUCAAAGUAUAAUCAACCGCUCUGGUAGCUGGAGAGGGGCGGUUUUUGAAGCAUCUUUGUUGAAUUUAAAGAGACARCUUCAAAACUAAAUCUGGGACAGACCUCAGAGAAGGGGGAAAGAGGUACUUGUGGAGUURCAACAAGGGGGAAUUCAGACCAAAGCAUUGCAGUUCCACUUUAAGUAGACCUCAACUGCCUGAUUUAAAUGUAAAAAGGGGAUUCAAAGCAUGAUCCUUUAAAGCCAUAUUUGGAUUUGCCCAAAAUAAAAUUAUAAAUGAUUUAUUYUUUUGUACAAAUUGCAAAUGUUGAUUGGCAUUAUGUUGUAUAUUUUUUUUCCAAGUCUGUAACAAGAUGUUUUGCAAUUUGUAUUUCCUCACUCAUUUGACGUUGAUCUUGUGGGUUUGUAAACUAUGCUAAAUCACCCCUGUGGGUUUUUCAGUUUGGUUGUCUGUUCUAAAGAAAUUGAGCUAAAUGUUGAAGUGGUAGAAGCUGAGCAUCAUCCCCAUCAUGUAUUCUGACCACAAACAAGUUACGAAGCAUAUUUAUUUAAAAAAAAUGUAAUACUGCAUUUGGGACAUAUUAUAAUCCAGCUGGAAUAAAACAAUCUAAACAGAAACUAUAAGGCAUCUCUAAAGGAAAUUGAGGAAAUUGUUCUAUUAUAUCUUUACUUUUAAUUUUUGCCUGUGUAAAAUUGMCUUUAUUAUUGUGUAAUAACGUAUCUACCUCAUAAAGUUAAGUCCAGAAAUUUUUUUACAGCUUUGUUUUCUCUACCAACUCUACUGCUAAGAUAAAAGUCUGUUACAGUUUUAGAAUUGAAACGAGUGUGUUGCUUUAAGUUAAAUGGUUUUCCUCAUCUGUUCUGAUMGUUUUGUACAUUUCUUUUCAAGAUAAAUGUUUAAUAUUAAAAAUGCAAACGUUUUUAUCGUGCGUUUUAGUUUGUAAAACCAAUCAAUUUUCUAUUUUGGACAAUACAAAUGUUUGUUUCUGUAA